AUGGCGGUUGUAGUUGGCUGUACGCUCUGUGUAAUGGCUUACAUAAGUUUUUCGUCGGCAGCACUUUGUCCUGACAAAACCAAGUGGAAUUAUCCAGUAUUUUGGAUUGGUCUACCAGGUAACUAUGGAUGUGAAAUUUAUUCAGCAAAUGGGCGCUCAACUAAAGCGAAUGCUGUUUUGGAAUGCCCGUAUACUACAGAUCGAGUUUAUGAACCAUUGACAAUGUUUGGUCAUGAAAUAAACCAGGAAUCACUAACUAUUGCUACUCGAAUGCCGGCUUCUACCGGUAAAAGUUUUCAUGGUUGUUUAGUACAAUCCGAUAACCCAAUUUCAGUCGUAGCAAUAAAUAAGUAUGAUGGUCUAAUUGAAGGCAGUCAGUUUCGGGAACUGAAAGAAUUGGGAACAGAAUAUUAUAUUAUGACUGCAAACUCGAACAUCUCUUCUAAACCAGAGUUCGCCAUCAUGGCGCCUUUCGCGGGUACAAAAGUCAGCGUGCGACUUCCUCUGGUACGACCAAUCUCUGUUAAUUACGGCGGUACGACCUACACCACUGGCGAUUGGAUUAAUGAUACCCUGAAAGAUUUUCAAACCAUGAGGAUAGUAACGAAUAAAAUAGAUUUAACCGGUUCUUACGUCGUGUCGGAUAAACCGGUUGCGGUUGUGGCUGGAGACUAUGAAACCAAAGUUCCGAUUGGCGGAACAGUAGUGAGUGGACACGUAGAGGAAUCCAUGCCACCAGUCCAAGAAUUGGGUAGAGAUUACAUUGUAGCGCCUCUAAUUCACGAGAACUAUACCUGCUCGUUACGCAUUUUGGCUGUAAGUAACGUCACAGAUGUAACAGGCGUUACAAUAUCGAAUAUAACUGACACGGUCGGAUUCGCCGUUUCGAUUCCUUUCAAUGAAGUUUAUGAUUACGACUUCAACUGCGAACUCCAGCUUAUUCGUGCAAACCAAGAUAUUAUGGUCGGACUGUUCACACAAACUGGAGGUAUAGUUGGUGGAAAGCCUGCGUAUUUUGUUUUGACACCGUUAGAGAAAGCGGGAAAUGUAGCGUGGUUUAGCGUGCCUGAUUAUCAUGGUUUAAAUCUGUACUUUGAGCACAAUUACGUGAACAUUAUUGUGAAGGCUUCUGAUGCUGGUGGAAUUCGAGUUAAGAACUCGAGAAUCACAUCCCAAUUCCAUCAAGACAUUGACGUUGGAGGCGAAAACUACUCUGCAUACUCUGUACGGGUAUGGGCAUUUUCUAUUGAAGCUCAAUGGAUUCACCACACAUCAGGGGGUAAAUUUGUAUGUUAUUUUGAAGCGAGGUAUAACGACUGGAGAACUUACGGAUAUACCCUGAUACCUUAUCAACAGGGACCAGAUUUUCUAUUCUGGAAUGCAGAUGAUCAUGUCGCCACUGCUAAAAACAUAACAUACAAUUCAAAUUUUAAUGUCAAAAAGUUUGAAGCAACCAGUAACCGACAAGCAAAGCCCUUUGACGCAUCUACCAACGUAGUUUUGACUAACACCAACAGAGUCGUGGCCUAA
Molecule: messenger RNA, 1530 nt
Organism: Lottia gigantea (owl limpet)
Lineage: Eukaryota; Metazoa; Mollusca; Gastropoda; Lottiidae
Exons: 4
Coding region: 1-1530 (509 amino acids)
Source: RefSeq, a predicted model, not a curated record